This is a messenger RNA of Penaeus vannamei (Pacific white shrimp), 4998 nucleotides long. Lineage: Eukaryota; Metazoa; Arthropoda; Malacostraca; Decapoda; Penaeidae. The record is from RefSeq and is a predicted model, not a curated record.
GUAAGUUCAUAUUUACAUCUUCAGGAAAUACCAAACAUGGAUGGAGAGGAUACCAAGCACCUAAAUACUGAGGUAGCAGAGGGAGUCAACCUUGGGGAAAAUGAACAGCUGGUUAAUAGUACCCCUCAGCUGCAUGGCACAGAUAAUAAUGCAGCGCCAUCAGGUUUGGAUUCUUCAUCCAGUGCCACAACAACCUCAGAAGGAAGUUUUAGUGGAAGCUCUAACUCUCAACCUGAAACACCAUCAAUGAAUAUGGCUACAGAGGAUGAUAAGAAAAGGCCCGAGUCCUGCCCUCCUCAGGGUGCAUUGGUGUCAAGCAGCAUGGAUUCCUCCAUAGUGAAAGAGACAUUCCAACCAGUUGCUGAUAAGCUUGCAGCUUUACCCAUUCAACGUUCAAAUGAGGGUCUCUCCUCAUUAGUUUCUUAUUCCUCAUCCUCGGCAGAAGCCUCCGCCUCAGAGGAUAAUGCUCAAGAUGACCUGGAUGAAAACAGUCUGCCCGAGUUGCCAGAAUCCUACAAGGAAACCCAGCAAGAGGAUCCCAAGACUGAAACUGAACCUGUUGUGGAAGAAACAAAUCCUGUUACAGAGCUGGAAGAACCAAUGGAAGUGGAAGCUCCAGAAACUCCAGAAGCUACAGUAGCUACAGUAGUUGCAGAGACUCUAGAAGCUCCAGAGGCUCCAGGAGUGCCAGAAAUCCAAGAAACUGACUCAGUACCUGUUACUCUUCCUGAAGUCCUGCAGGCAACAGAAGCUAAGGAAAAGGAGACCUGUGAGGUAGAGGCCUUACCUGAAGAAAUCCAGGGGCCAGAAUCACCAAAGGAGCAGGCUGCAAUUGAGGAGAAGGAAAAUUCCGCAACACCUGAACUUCCUGAUGAACCAGAGUCCAUGGAAGUUGAAGAGGAUAAGUCUUCAGAAUUGUCAGAAGCUACCCCAGAUACAAAAGCCCAGCUUAUUGAGCAAGAACCAACACCAGAACCUUAUGAGAAAGAACCGGAGGAAGUCCUUGAUGACCCAGCCUCUGAUAAUGAGGAGAAGGUUAUCCCAGUGGAAGAAGACCAGGAAGAGAUGUCAUGCGUAGAAUCAGAAGAAAAAACAGUCAUGCAGGAAGAAAAUGUAAAGUCUCCAGUGGAAGAGGAUGGGGAAACAUGCACACUGAAAUUGAGUAGUGACGAGAGUACAGGAUUGACAGAAGCUGAGUUUAAGGAAAAAGCUCAAGAGGAAAAGAAAGAUGAUCUAGAGGGUAUGGAGUCCUCAGGAAGUGAAACUAAUGCCCCGGUAGAAACCAGGGAGACUACUAUCCCAGAAGGGGAGGAUGAAAAUACCUUUGGAAUCAAAUUAAAGAGGGCCCUGAAUGAAGAAAUAGAAAGUGCUGAAGAACCAGUUAGCAAGAGAAUGUGCAUGGAAGAUUUACCAGUAAGCAGUGCUUCCUUUGAGGGCAAGAUUCUUGAAAGGCAAAACACACUACCCUUUGAACCUGAAACAGAAGGGGGAGGCAUAGUGGAGGACCAGUUAAUGGGGGAUUUGGGAGCCGAGGACAAAAAAGAGGAUACAAUGCAAAAGAGUGAUGAGGAAAGCAGAGAUGACAUGUCUAUUGGAGAGAAAAUGAAGGAAAUUCAAGAAGAAAAAAUGGAUGAUAAAGAGAAGAUAAUGAAAGAAGAAGAGGAGGAGAUUGUAACACCAUCAACUAGAAGGAAGCGAAAGAAGAAGUCAUAUGAACGUCCACGAGGAGAAGGAGGAAAAUUCAGGAAAGAGAAACCAGGUUUAUACAAAACAGAUCCAUCUGUGUUGGAUGAGGAUACAAGAAUGGAUAGUAACCUUCCCCAGGAUGAAGACUCACAGGGAUCUAUGUCCAAAAGGGAAGUUCGUAGAUUCCGUUGUGAAGUCAUUGUUCCAGAAAGCACUGAAGCUUUCACAGCAGAAAAGGUUGUAGAGUAUGUAUGGCCCUUGGAAGGAUUAGGAGAACAUUAUUUUAUUCAAGAACAGAUUUCUCAAUAUCUGGGAAUAAUGUCCUUCAAACGCAAAUAUCCAGACUUGCGCAGACGACCCAUAGACAUGCAGGAACGGGAUUACCUGAAAGAGAAAGGCUUGGUAUCGGAAAUGGCAUGUGAUUUGGGUCUGACUGCAGUAAGGAGUGAAGAUGUUUUGGAUGUUAUGUUUAAUGAUUUUCCUUCUAAGUUUGAUGAAUUGCAGCGCCUCUUGCGGGAACGCAAGGAGAAUGAAAUGAAAGAGAGGGGAAAAGUAAACUACUCCAUGGCCAACAUAGACAAAUCUAAAAUGCAAGAGUAUGGAAGGAAAGCGGCUGCUGAUGCUGCUAGAUGGAAUGCAGCAUUCAAUAAAGAGAAGCGAGAUGAGCGCAGGUAUAGCUUUGACCUUCAGACAUUCUCUCUGCAAAAGCCAUCUAGCAAGGGCAAGAAGCUUCCACCUGAGUAUACCAAAAUGGGAUAUUAUCCUGUAGCUGUUUUACCAGGACAGUUUACAGAUUAUUAUAGAGAAUACACCCCAGCGGCUCUGAGUUCUUUACCCUUAAACUCAGUCAUGGCACCACCCAUUACACGAGAUCCCUUGGGUUCUGAUGGUGCUGGGUCAGACUCUGAAGAGGAAGCUUCAGUACCAACGCAAGGCACAGAUGAAGCAGAUGGUGCUGACAUUAAGGAUGAAAAGGGUGAAGGGUUGCCUCGUUGCAAGGUCUGUAGUGGUACUAAGAAUCGCAAUAAAGGAGGAAAACCAGAACCACUUAUUAUAUGUGGCUCUUGUAGAUCUGCAAGCCAUCCAACAUGCAUUGAUCUUACCUUAGCAAUGGUACCGAAAAUUGAAUCAUAUAACUGGCAGUGCAUGGAUUGCAAAAAUUGUGUUCUCUGUAGUGACCCAGAUGAUGAAGAGAAGAUGAUUUUCUGUGACAUGUGUGACCGUGGAUACCACAUAUACUGUGUGGGCUUACGUCGUGUACCAAAUGGACGUUGGCACUGUAAAGAGUGUGCCAUAUGUUCAUCUUGUGGAUCAAAGACUCCAGCUGGCAAUGAGCAUGCUAAAAAUGCUGAAUGGCAGCAUGAGUUUAAGAAGGACAAAGAUAAUAAACAAUUGAAAUAUGCUACAACACUGUGUGUUCCUUGUGAUAAGUACUGGAAAAGACGUCAGUUCUGUUAUGUGUGCCUAAAGGUGUACAGAAGCAUACCUGAAGAUGGUAUGGUACGCUGCUCAAACUGCCCUAAAUAUAUUCACCGUGAAGGCUGCUCUACAAUGUAUGAAAAUGAACGCUUUUGCAACAACUGUUUUAAGAUGCGUAAUACAACGGCACUGAAUCACUCAAGAAUCAUUGCUGCUGCUAAGAAAAAGAUGGCAUCAGGAUAUUAGAAGAAAGUGUUUUUUUUUUUUUUAUAAAAGUGUUAUUUGUAUUUCUGUGUUUGUGAAUAACAGAAACUCAUAUUCCAUCUAUAUUCUCAAUUGUGAAUGUAAUGACCAAUGAUUUAAAAAUUGCUCUGAAUUUUAUUAUAUUAUACCUGUGAGAAGGAGAUGAAACAAGAAUUUCCAUAUGCUUCCCUUACUGUGUUAUGAGUAUAUUCAGUGGCGUUGCUAGACAUUUAAGGGCCCAGGGGAUAGGGCUCUUAAGGAGCUCCCUGUAUUUCUUAGAUAUGACAAAAAAAUGUACCUGGGGAAAUAAAAACAUUUCCUAAUUUCAACUUGAGAUUAACAUUUACAAUUAAAAAGAUGAGGCAUAAUUUGGAUGCUCCCCCCCCCCCCACUAUGGGCCCAGGUGGUAAAAAAAAAUCCCUUCUUUGCAGCACUAACAAGAUUUCUGUAACACUGAUGUAAAGUAAGGUAGGCAUAAUUAUAGCUUCCAUAUAAGAGUUAAUAUUAUACAAUUUCUUUACCUGGGAUUCUCUGUCUUUUCUGUCAGUUGAUCCCAUAAUGAAACUAAAAACUUUGCAUUGAUUCCCAAUCAGAAUUUAAAUGAAAAUUACAAUUCAUUAUAUUUUGUAGAGGUAUUAUAUCAUAAAACUGAAUCAGGAACUCUUAUUGGAAGGUUAUGGGAAUGCGAAAGGUACAAAAUAUGCAGAAUGUGGAUGGGAAAAGUAAAAAAAACUAUGACAGUUAACCCAAUCGAUAUGUUUGGCAUCCAUUCUUACCAUGGCAAAUUUUGGACCUAACGAUGUUUGGCACCAUCGCUUGACAUUCCUGCGCUAUCAGCUUAUCAGACAGAGAUUGUUAUCUCCUCCAGUAGCAGCAAUAAUUAUAUGGUUAAACUUUAUGGCUUUAUGGAAGUUAUACCUUCACUUUUUUAAAGUUUUUCAAAUGAUAACAAAAUAAAAGCUUUUAGUUGCCUAAUGUUGUUCACAAACCACCGAACAAGCCAGGCGGAAACAGGGCAACUGCCGAUCGGCGCCAACAAUCCUGUCUGGUCACUAACCAAAAAGAUAAUUCAGUCCCGUGUGUGUUAAGUAAUCUCAUAGCAACACUAGAUAAUUCUAUCCAUUUUACAAGCCCUGGUCUUAUCACUUAUUGACCCUCUUUUGAUCCCCUAGCCAUUUGUUGAUGCCUGCGUGAUAUGUCAUGAACCUCUUGGAUGACACUGCAAAUCCUUGGGAUCAACAUUAAUCACUUUGAGAAUUCCCAGUCUUAAUCCCUCUUUUAAGGUGAUAGCAUAUUUUGUAACCUUUCAAAGUCAGUGAAUGAGUAUGAGUUAUAUUACAUCACCAGCUGAAAUUUUAUUGUAAAUUAGUGUGUCACAUGUUAAUGGAAAGAGUAAAUAGGUUUGUAAAUGGAUGAAUUUUAUACAAUAUAUUUUGAUCUUCUGAGUAAUGUAGAAAGUAAGAGAAAUUUGUAUCUUCUAUUAAUUUAGAGCAAAGGCAAUAUGAUGUAACAUUUUAACUAACAGAGGUGAUUUUAAGUUUCUAUAUUUUUUUAUCCAGUGAAAAAUUCAUGUGUAGUGGGUUUUUUUAUUUUAGUCAUUCUGAUGCAUUGUAAGAGAAAAAAAUGCAUUAAAUAAUUUAUCUCUACAGA